This is a messenger RNA of Gongylonema pulchrum, 906 nucleotides long. The record is from the annotation of a GenBank genome assembly. Lineage: Eukaryota; Metazoa; Nematoda; Chromadorea; Rhabditida; Gongylonematidae.
AUGGGUAACAGUUAUACGCACUUGGCAACGCAGGAUCCAUCGGACUUGGUAUCAGAGACCGAUUCAUCUUUGCUGCAGCGCUGGGCUGCAAGACUUACAUCUACUGAUCGUGCAUCCUACGUCAAAAUGCCUCGAAGUGCAUCAAAUAUCAAUGAAAAACAUCCCACUGUACGGGCAGCUGUGCAUAGCGAUGCUAUUGGAGCACUUGCGCCGGUACGGCCUGGAAUGAUACUCAGUGGAGGUCGAGAUAAGCUGAUAGCGCUCAAUAAUACAGAUACGGGUGAAUGCGUUUUGCGAUGGUAUGGGCACGAAAAAGAAGUCACUAAGGUGACGUACCGGAAUACCUCUGGGAAGCACUAUAUCCUCAGUGGAUCGCGCGAUUCCCAGUUGAGGUUAUGGCAGUUCAGUUCGCCGAGUACUCUGCGCAUUUAUUCAGGACAUCAUAUGAGCAUUGCCGGACUUGCCAUGCUUGAUGAAAUGAGAUGUGUAUCGGGAGCUCGUGAUGCUUCAUUGCGACUUUGGGAUAUGGAAACCGGAAAGUGUUUGCGUGUUGCUCAACAUCCCAGAAAUAUUGUAACUCAUAUAUCGCACUGUGCUCACGAUCAUCUGCUUCUGCAAUCAUCAGAAGACAAGCAGCUCAAAAUUUGGGACGAUCGCGAAUUGCAUUUGGUGCAUGAGUUCCCAAGAAAGAGUCACAUAUUAACGCACUGUGAGUUCUUGCCGGACCCCAAUUACGCUGUUACUUCGAGCAAUGGUUUUAAUCGCGAUGGAUGUGAAAUUACGUUAUGGGAUGUACGGCAGCAGAAGCUGAUCCGCGAAUAUCGAGGGCACGAGGAGUCGGCAAAUUGCGUUAUGUUUAUGCCUCAACAGGUCACCUGGAAACGUCUGCUGGUCAGUGUUUCGGCC